GCAAUGGAGAAAGCAAUGAAUGAAAAGGAGUCAAGUGGACCAGCUUGCACGUUUGAGUUCGAUGGUGAAAGUUCUGGUUUGCUUGGUCCAGGUGAGAAAAGCUGGCCAUUUAUCAAUGGGUAUGCAUUUGCAACAUGGAUCUACAUUGAAUCAUUUGCCGACGCAUUAAAUACUGCCACAGUUGCGGCUGCAAUCGCUGCUGCUGCAGCAGCUAAGUCUGGUAGAUCAUCAGCUAUGUCAGCUGCAGCUGCAGCUAGUGCACUUGCUGGUGAAGGUACAGCACACAUGCCUCGCUUAUUUAGUUUUUUAUCUUCUGAUAAUCAGGGGAUAGAGGCUUAUUUUCAUGCACAAUUUCUGGUUGUGAAACCACAGUGCUGGUACUUCAUUGGUGUUGAACAUAUAGGCAAGCAUGGAAUCAUUGGGAAUGCAGAAAGCGAAGUGAGGUUAUACGUAGAUGGGUCUUUAUAUGAAAGUCGUCCAUUUGAGUUCCCUAAGAUUUCCAAGCCCCUUGCAUUUUGCUGCAUAGGAACUAACCCUCCUCCUACUAUGGCUGGUUUGCAACGCCGUCGUCGUCAGUGUCCUUUGUUUGCGGAGAUGGGCCCGGUUUACAUCUUUAAAGAUCCAAUUGGCCAAGAAAAAAUGGCACGUUUGGCUUCUAGAGGAGGUGAUAUAGUGCCUUCGUUUGGUAAUGCAGCAGGGAUUCCAUGGCUUGCAACAAAUGCCCAUGUGCAAAGCAAGGCAGAAGAAAGUGUUCUAUUGGAUGCAGAAGUCGGAGGUUUCAUUCACCUGCUCUACCAUCCUAGUUUGCUUAGUGGGCGUUUCUGUCCAGAUGCUUCACCUCCAGGUGCUGCAGGAUUGCUCCGACGUCCAGCUGAGGUUCUUGGGCAAGUCCAUGUUGCUACACGGAUGAGGCCUGUUGAUGCUUUGUGGGCAUUGGCUUAUGGUGGUCCACUGUCUUUGCUUCCCUUGGCUAUAAGCAAUUUACGUGAGGAUACUCUAGAACCAAAGCAAGGGAAUUUUUCUGUAUCUAUAGCCACCACGUCUCUUGCUGGUCCUAUAUUUAGAAUUAUAUCCACAGCUAUUAAAUAUCCAAAGAAUAAUGAGGAGUUAUCUCGUGGUAGAGGGCCUGAGGUUCUUUCAAAAAUUUUGAACUAUCUUCUCCAAACAAUAUCUUCCUUUGAUGUUGAGAAGAGUGAUGGUGUAAGAGAUGAGGAACUUGUUGCAGCUGUUGUCUCACUUUGUCAAUCUCAGAACAUUAACCAUCCACUUAAAGUGCAGCUCUUCACUACGCUGCUAUUAGACUUAAAAAUUUGGAGCUUGUGUAGUUAUGGAAUACAAAAGAAGCUUCUAUCAUCACUUGCUGACAUGGUUUUCACUGAGUCAACAGUGAUGCGAGAUGCCAAUGCCAUUCAGAUGCUUCUUGAUGGGUGCAGAAAAUGCUAUUGGAUUAUUCCUGAAAAGGAUUCAGUAAAUACCUUUUCCCUAACUGGAACAAGACCAGUUGGUGAAAUCAAUGCUUUGGUCGAUGAGCUCUUAGUGGUAAUUGAACUUCUAAUAGUAGCAGCAUCUCCUUCUUUUGCAUCAGAUGAUGUCCGAUGUUUACUUGGAUUCUUGGUUGACAGUCCACAACCCAGUCAGAUUGAUUCUAAAAAUUAUAUAUAUAUAUAUAAAUCUAGAGCUCAAACAUUUGCAGAGGCAUUCCUAGCGUCUGGUGGUAUUGAAACGCUACUUGUCCUUCUCCAAAGGGAAGCUAAAGCUGGAGACAAUGAUGUCUUGGAAUCAAUGUCAAAGCAUUCUGAUCUUUCAAAACCUGAGACUAACAGUAGAACUGAAACCAGAGAAAGAUGUCAGUAUGAUGAAGCAUUUGAGGAGAAAAGUGAAUACGUUUUACAAGACAAUGACCAAGGUUCUCAAUUUGUUGAUAGUGGCAGUUAUCUUGAUGAUGCUGGUUCUCCUGAUGCGAAUAGUGAAAGGAUGGCAUUAACCUCUGAACUUUCGUCUGACAAGAACUUGGGAGGCAUAAGUCUAUCUAUUAGUGCCGACAGUGCUAGAAAAAAUGUUUACAAUGUUGAUAAAAGUGAUGGCAUUGUUGUUCGAAUAAUAGGUCUCUUGGGUGCUUUAGUAGCUUCUGGGCAUUUGAAGUUUGAUUGCCCUGCUGGUCCAGAUACAUCAAGCAACCUUUUGGGUGUUGGACUAGAUGAAGGAGGUUGUACUAUGUUUGAUGAUAAAGUUUCUCUUCUUCUUUAUGCCUUACAGAAGGCUUUUCAAGCUGCACCCAACAGGCUAAUGACUAACAAUGUUUACACAGCCUUAUUGGCUGCCUCGUUAAAUGCUUCUUCAACUGAGGAUGGACUGAAUUUCUCUGAUUCUGGUCACCGCUUCAAGCAUUCACAACUUCUAUUGGUGCUUUUGCAUUCCCUUCCAUUUGCGCCAAGGCCUCUGCAGAGAAGAGUACUUCAGGAUGUUCUAUUUUUGGCUUGCAGUCAUCCAGAAAACAGAACCAAUCUGACAAACAUGGAGGAAUGGCCAGAAUGGAUUUUAGAGGUCCUAAUAUCAAACCAUGAGGUGGGUUCAAGCAAAUCAUCUGAUCAUACAAGCCCAAGAGACAUAGAGGACCUUAUACAUAACUUCCUUAUGACCUUACUAGAACAUUCGAUGCGCCAAAAAGAUGGAUGGAAGGAUAUUGAAGCAACAAUUCAUUGUGCUGAAUGGCUUUGUAUUGUGGGUGGAUCUAGCACAGGAGAACAUAGGAUGAGGCGUGAGGAAGCAUUGCCUAUAUUCAAGAGGAGACUUUUAGGUGCCUUGUUGGAGUUUUCUGCUCAAGAAUUGCAGGUUCAGACUCACACUAUUGCUGCAGCUGCUGCUGGCGUUGCAGCUGAGGGUUUGUCUCCAGAUCUCGCUAAGGUGGAGGCUGAGAAUGCAGCUUACCUGUCAGUGGCAUUAGUAGAGAAUGCUAUUGUGAUACUUAUGCUUGUUGAGGAUCAUUUAAGGUUACAGAGCAAACAGUUUACUUUACGUGCCACAGAUGUCUCUCCAUCUCCCCUUUCUCUUUUUUUUCCAGCCCAGGAUAACUCACCGUCAUUGUCAGUAACUGGAGAAUCAACAGAAGUUAUGGGUGAUCGCACAUCGUCCUCUAGUAAUUCUGGGGCAGUCUCUCUUGAUGUCCUUGCUUCGAUGGCUGAUGCAAAUGGUCAAAUAUCCACUUCCGUGAUGGAAAGGCUUGCUGCUGCUGCUGCUGCUGAGCCUUAUGAAUCUGUUUCUUGUGCUUUUGUAUCCUAUGGGUCCUGCGCUAAGGAUUUAGCUAAUGGCUGGAAAUUUCGGAGCCGUUUGUGGUAUGGCGUUGGCCUUCCUUCAAAGGGAACUCCACUUGGUGGUGGUGCAGGAGGAUGGGAAAUUUGGAAGUCAGCUUUGGAGAAAGAUGGCAAUGGCAACUGGGUUGAGCUUCCUCUGGUGAAGAAGUCUAUGGCAAUGCUCCAAGCAUUGUUGCUAGAUGAGUCCGGCCUUGGUGGCGGUCUUGGAAUUGGCGGAGGGUCAGGCACUGGGAUGGGAGCAAUGGCUGCAUUGUACCAGCUAUUAGACAGUGACCAACCAUUCUUUUGCAUGCUCCGGAUGGUUCUUCUAUCAAUGAGGGAAGAAGAUGAUGGGGGAGAACAUAUGCUGAUGAAGACUUCAACAAUUGAGGAUGCAAUCUCUGAAGGAAGGAAACAAAACUCGACACUUUUGUGGAGUGUCCUCUCUCCAGUUCUGAACAUGCCAAUUUCUGAGUUUAAAAGACAAAGAGUGUUGGUAGCAUGCUGUUUACUUUAUUCUGAGGUGUACCAUGCUGUUAGCAUAGACCAAAAGCCUCUCCGUAAACAGUACCUUGAGGCUAUUUUACCUCCAUUUGUUGCGGUCUUGAGGAGGUGGCGCCCCAUCUUGGCUGGAACCCAUGAACUCGCAACUACUGAUGGUCUGAAUCCUCUUACCGUAGAUGAUCCUGCACUAGCUGCUGAUGCCCUUCCAGUCGAGGCUGCUCUGGCAAUGAUGUCUCCAGCCUGGGCUGCUGCUUUUGCAUCUCCACCUGCAGCAAUGGCAUUGGCUAUGGCAGCAGCUGGUACUUCAGGUGGUGAAAGUCGUGCCCCUGUAAGAAAUACCCAACUUAGGCGUGACACCUCAUUGAUGGAACGGAAACAACAGGCUAAGCUUACUACAUUUUCAAGCUUUCAAAAACCUUUAGAAGCACCUACUAAAACUCCUCCAUUACCCAAGGACAAAGCUGCAGCAAAAGCUGCUGCUUUGGCAGCAGCUCGUGAUCUUCAACGAUUUUCAAAGAUUGGUGCUGGAAGAGGUCUUAGUGCUGUUGCAAUGGCUACAUCUGCUCAGCGAAGGAAUGCUAGUGAUAUGGAGCGUGUUAAGAGGUGGACUAUAACUGAAGCAAUGGGAGUUGCCUGGAUGGAAUGUUUGCAGCCAGUUGAUACAAAGUCAGUGUAUGAGAAAGAUUUUAAUGCUUUAUCAUAUAAAUUCAUUGCAGUUCUAGUUGCCAGUUUUGCCCUAGCAAGGAACAUGCAACGGUCUGAGAUUGACAGGCGUGGUAAUGUUGAUAUAAUAGCUAGGCAUCGAAUCAAUACAGGAAUCCGUGGGUGGCGCAAACUUAUUCGGCAGUUAAUUGAGAUGAGAACUCUUUUUGGGCCUUUUGCGGAUCAUUUAUACAGCCCACCUCUUGUUUUUUGGAAGCUAGAUUUUAUGGAAAGUUCUUGCCGGAUGAGAAGAUGUUUGAAGAGGAAUUACCGAGGAUAUGAUCAUUUAGGUGCUGCAGCCAAUUAUGAUGAUGAUAAUUCAGAGAAGAAUAAAGAUCAGAAAACACCAAUUUUAUCAGCAGAAGCAAUCUCAAUAGACGGUAUAAAUGAAGAUGAAGAACAGGCUGAAAUUGAUAAUCUGGACGCUAAGGUUAAUGAUAUUGAAGACAAAGUAAUGAAUCAGCCUCCUAAACUUUCUGAACCAGUAGAGCAAACUGUAGAGCAAUCUUUAGAAACCAGUGCAACCAAACUUUCGAGUGUUGAAGGUAUUGUUCGAAGUUCUUCGGGGAUUGCACCUGGCUAUGUUCCAAGUGAACUUGAUGAAAGAAUUGUUCUUGAGCUACCCUCAUCAAUGGUCCAGCCACUUAGGGUAUUACAAGGAACCUUCCAAGUAACCAGUAGGAGGAUAAAUUUUAUAGUAGAUAACAGUGCAUGCAGCACCCCCAUGGAUGGUUUGGAUAUCAAUUCUGAGGCAUGGGACCAAGAAAAGGAUCGUAGCUGGUUAACGUCAUCCCUUCAUCAAAUUUUUAGCCGGAGAUAUCUCCUUAGAAGAAGUGCGCUGGAGCUAUUUAUGGUGGACCGUUCAAAUUUUUUCUUUGACUUUGGGAGUAGUGAGGGGCGAAGGAAUGCAUAUCGAGCAAUUGUUCAAUCACGGCCUCCUCAUUUAAACAAUAUAUAUUUGGCCACUCAAAGGCCAGAACAACUUUUGAAAAGAAUACAACUUAUGGAGCGCUGGGCUAGGUGGGAGAUCAGUAAUUUUGACUACCUAAUGCAACUCAAUACACUGGCUGGGCGUAGUUAUAAUGAUAUAACACAGUACCCAGUUUUCCCCUGGAUUCUUUCUGAUUACAGUUCUGAGAGCUUGGAUCUUUCUAACCCUUCUUCUUACCGAGAUCUUUCAAAGCCUAUUGGUGCACUGAACCCAGACCGUCUGAAAAAAUUUCAAGAGAGAUAUGCUAGCUUUAACGACCCAGUCAUCCCCAAAUUCCAUUACGGAUCACACUACUCCAGUGCAGGAACAGUUCUGUAUUAUCUUGUUAGGGUUGAACCAUUCACUACCCUUGCAAUCAAACUUCAAGGUGGAAAAUUUGAUCAUGCCGAUCGGAUGUUCUCAGAUGUUUCUACUACUUGGAAUGGAGUCCUUGAGGACAUGAGUGAUGUGAAGGAAUUGGUAAGUCUAUCAACUUUUAUGACAAACUGAUUGAUUUGUACAUUAUGCACAACACAAUUGGGAGAAAAGCUUGAUACUGUAAGACUUCCUCCUUGGGCUGAGAAUCCAGUUGAUUUUGUGCAUAAGCAUAGGAUGGCUCUGGAGAGUGAGUAUGCAUCUGCUCAUUUACAUGAGUGGAUUGACCUCAUAUUUGGGUAUAAGCAAAGAGGCAAAGAAGCUAUAGCAGCGAAUAAUGUUUUCUUUUAUGUUACCUAUGAAGGAACAGUGGAUAUUGAUAAAAUAUCUGACCCAGUACAACAGCGUGCGACACAAGAUCAGAUUGCUUAUUUUGGACAGACACCAUCCCAACUUCUGACUGUUCCUCACUUAAAGAAGAAGCCAUUAGCCGAGGUUCUGCAUUUGCAGACAAUAUUUCGAAACCCCAAAGAAGUCAAGCCAUAUGUUGUUCCAUCCCCACAGCACUGCAAUCUACCUGCAGCUGCCAUUCACGCAUCUUCAGACAUGGUUGUGGUUGUUGAUAUGAAUGCACCAGCAGCUCAUAUUGCACAACACAAGUGGCAGCCCAAUACGCCUGAUGGCCAGGGUACUCCAUUCCUUUUUCAUCAUGGGAAAGCUGCAUCAGGGUCUGCUGGUGGACUUAUGCGCAUGUUCAAAGGGGCAAGUGAUGAAGAGUGGUUAUUUCCCAAGGCAUUAGCUUUUGCUGCUUCUGGAAUUAGGAGCCAAGCUAUUGUUGCUGUAACAUGUGACAAAGAAAUCAUUACUGGUGGGCAUGCUGAUAAUAGUAUUAGGGUAGUAUCCUCAGAUGGAGCUAAAACCUUGGAGACAGCUUAUGCGCACUGUGCUCCUGUAACUUGCGUUGGUCUUUCACCGGAUAGUAACUAUCUGGUGACAGGAUCUGAAGAUACAACAGUAAUAAUCUGGAGAAUACAUAGGUCACAUACAUCUCGUGUAUCAGACUCUUCCAUUAGCUCACUUCCUUCAACCAGCGGUACUUCUUCAUCACAUUUGUUCUUCGAAAAGAAUCAGAGACGCCGCAUUCAGGGUCCUCUACAGGUACUUCGGGGGCACCACGGUGAAAUACUUAGUUGUUGUGUCAACUCAGAUGUUGGAGUAGUUGUUUCAUGCUCCGAAUCAUCAGAUGUUCUCUUGCAUUCAAUAAGGAGGGGACGUUUAAUCAAAAGGCUGGAUGGUGUUGAGGCACAUUCUGUUUGCCUUUCCUCUGAAGGGGUUGUCAUGACCUGGAAUGAAUCACAGCAUACUCUCUGUACCUUUACUAUUAAUGGUGUUAUGAUAGCCAAAACUGAAUUAUCUUUCUAUAAAGGCGUCACUUGCAUGGAAAUCUCCGUUGAUGGGAGGAAUGCUUUGCUAGGAAUCAGUUCUGCAGAAAAUAGUAAACCCCAGGAUAACAGUUGGUGGAACAAGACAGGUAUAACUGAUCCUGAUUCACCACCAAAAGAAACUCAUGAAGCCGACAGAAUCGAUGUCCCAUCACCAUCAAUUUGCUUCUUGGAUUUGCACACUCUGGAGGUAAUUCAUGUAAUGAAGCUAGCAGAAGGACAGGAAAUCACAGCUCUUGCACUAAACAAGGAUAACACGAAUCUUUUGGUUUCAACUUUGGAUAAAAAUUUGAUUAUCUUCACUGAUCCAGCUUUAAGCUUGAAGGUGGUUGAUCAAAUGCUCAAGCUUGGUUGGGAAGGUGAUGGACUUAAGAACCUCAUAAAGUCAUAGCUUUUAGGAUAUAGAGAAGUCGAUUAUAGAUCUCCUAUACAUAAUAAUUAACAAUUAGGAAAAUUAGGAUUGGGGUUUAUACUACUCUUGUUUAUAAGCACUUUCGUUUCAUCCCUUUGGUUUCAGAGAUGUCUUGUAACAUAUGUGACACUUCUUUUCUUUUUUUUAACCACCACCACAGUAUUAGGCUUUUAGAUUUAGCUCAGGGGUCCUCUUCGCUCUCCCAGCUUUACUGAAGUGCUUGUAUUUGACAGACUUCUCGCUGAGGCUUGAGCCAUUAAAUUUUUUCUCUUCAAUUUUUUCCAUUAUUUUCUCUUUCAGAAUUGUAGUGAAAGAAAAUUUUAUAUAUUAGCUAUUCUUUCUUGUAGCGAAAGAAUAUUUAUGAGUAUAU
Arachis duranensis is the source of this 8065-nucleotide messenger RNA. Its product is annotated as BEACH domain-containing protein C2-like. The record is from RefSeq and is a predicted model, not a curated record. Lineage: Eukaryota; Viridiplantae; Streptophyta; Magnoliopsida; Fabales; Fabaceae. Gene Ontology annotation, molecular function: protein binding.